UAGCCAGCAACAGCAGUCACCUGUCACUGCUACUGCUCUCCUCUCGCGUGACACGCAUACACUCACUUCCCUCCUCUCUGAGACGUACAGCGCUCUGUUCCUUGUGUCUAGAAAUGCCGUGUGAUCGAUCCGCCGGCCUCCGGUUGGCAUGCGCCGCAUGGGGAGCAGGAGUGCUUCUAGCUGCUGCGGCUGUUGCUCCACGGGCUGUUGGUUUUCGAGCAACCGCCGUGCCGCCAACACGCUUGACCGCCUGCAGGAGCCACGGCGGCGGGGUUGGCCAUGAAAAAGGUUUCCCGAAGCGACAUCAUGCUUUACGGGCGUCUGCAAGGGCUUGGCGUGGAAGAGAUCGAUGGGUAUUAAGAAGCGGCCAGGCGGAAAGCCUUGGGAAGGAGGAGGAAGGAGCGGUGGGGAGCAUGACUAGCGACGAGGCCAACAACUGGGGCAUGGACGACAGCAUUGACGUCAACGCGAUACGCAUGAAGCUGAUGGAGAAGGCGGGGUACACCAAGCGAGAGGACUCCGACGCCGGCGAGGAGUGGAUCACGGUAGACGAGGACGGCACGGAUGAAACCAUGGACAGAAUGAAAGACGCGGUCGCAGAGUCUCUCCGCAACGAAUUGCUGGGACAAGAUUCGUUGAAUGAAGCCGACGCGUCCGCUCUUGUGGAAGAGGUCCUUCAAGACACGGACCUCGCCAAGUUCUUCGACGAAGAGUUCGAAAAAGGAACCUCCGCCUUGAGGGAGCUGGCGGAGGAGCUCAAGACGGACGAGGGAGCCGUUUCCUAUGCUGACAGGAUGGCUCAGGAGCUGGCCGAGCUGCUCCAGGUCGAAGAAGACAAGGCUGCCGCGGAGAUCGAGAGGCGACAGGCGCCGGUCAAGGCGAAGCUCGACAAGGCCACAGCCGAGCUGGAGGAAGCAGUGGCUGCCGCCGAGGAAGCGCGGCGAGAAUUCGAGGGGGAUUUCGUGCUGCAGCUCAUGAGUUUUCGCCAGAAGGGGGUGUUGCGGCAAGCCGCGUUCGUCGGCGCGGUUUUGAUCGCAAAUCAGGCGGUGUAUCAGGCGAUUUUGGUGGCGGAUGACAGGGGAGGAAACCCUGCGUUCGCCUUGGGGGGGCUGGCAGCGUCGGCUGCGCUGGUGUGGUACUACGGGUACAGACCACUCAAGCGUUAA
Molecule: messenger RNA, 1166 nt
Organism: Ectocarpus siliculosus
Lineage: Eukaryota; Phaeophyceae; Ectocarpales; Ectocarpaceae
Source: the annotation of a GenBank genome assembly